Messenger RNA from Nicotiana tabacum (common tobacco), 1767 nucleotides. The record is from RefSeq and is a predicted model, not a curated record. NCBI's taxonomy places the organism in Eukaryota, Viridiplantae, Streptophyta, Magnoliopsida, Solanales, Solanaceae.
AUGAAAGCUGAUCAAAGACAUGCAACUUCAAAGUUGAUUAGUGGUUACAUUAUUGACAAUCUUCGAGACCCAAGGUUUGAAGUUACACCAGCUUUUGUCAUGACAGAGAUGCAAAAAUUGCAUGGACUAGACAAUGGAUAUCACAAGGCGUGGCGUGCUAUCCAACUUGCUUCCGCUUUAAUAAGAGGAACUCCCGAAGAGAAUUAUGAAUUAUUGUCUUCAUACUUGUAUAUGAUGACAAGUAAAAACCCGAGAACUUAUACUAACAUAAAGAUAGACGACAACAACAGGUUUCUUUAUAUGUUUUAUGCAUAUGGAUCAUCAAUAUCUGGUUGGAAUAAUUGUAGACCGGUGAUUGCUGUUGAUGCAACUUUUUUGAAGUCAAAAUUUCGUGGUAUUUUGAUGAUUUCAGUUUCAGAUGAUGCAAAUAACCAAAUUUUCCCACUAGCCUUUGGAAUAGCAGAAUCUGAAAAUAACAAUUCCUAUGAGUGGUACUUUAGUCAGCUCCGCAAUGCAAUUGGGAGCCGUGAGAAUUUAAUUUUUUUAGCAGACAGGCAUCAAGCUAUUGCAUAUGGCAUUGCAAAGGUAUAUCCUGAAAUCCAUCAUGGGAUUUGCAUCUAUCAUUUGGAGCAGAACCUAAAGCGAAGGAAGGUGAAAAGUGAGGUCAUAAAGCUUUUCCAAAGUGCUGCAAGAGUAUACAUGUGCAAAGAAUUUGACUUAUACAUGUCAGAUAUAGCAAAAGUAGAUAAGAAGACUUAUGACUACUUGAUGGAAGAGCCACCGGAAAGGGGGGCACGUUCUUGUAGUCUACGACGAAGAUAUGACAUGCUCACAACAAACAUAGUUGAGUCAAUGAAUUCUGUCCUAUUAGAAGCAAGGGAGCUGCCUAUAUUAAGAAUGAUAGAUUUCAUUCAAGUGUUGAAGCUACAACGUUGGUUUUAUGAAAGAAGAAAUGAAGCAAAAGGAACUUUUUAUGAUGUUUCUUGUUGGGUCUUCCUUGUUGAUUCUUGGCGUUCUAGAGUUGAAGAAGAAGGAAUAACUUUCUUGGUAGACUUAAACAAAAGAACAUGUGAUGGUUUUCAGUUUCAAUUUAAUGAAUUACCAUACAUACAUGCAAUUGCAGCUAUCGAGAAGAGAAACAUCAAGAAGUCUAACUUUUGUUCGCACUGGUACUUAAAGGAAUCUUGGCUGAAAACAUAUGAAAGGCAAAUACAUCCUGUAGGACAUACUGAUUCUUGGAUUGUACCAGAGACUGUUAAGUCACAAAUUGUUAAACCUCUAGAUUUCAAAGUGCCACCAGGUAGAAGGUUGCAGAAAAUUGCAGCAACAGUUGCAGACAAAUUUGGUCAUCGCGAUCGCGUAGAAGGUUUUUGGAAGGCGGGUGUUUUGCCCUUCGCGCUCGCGGUUGAGGGUCCGCGUUCACGGAAGGUAGUGAUAUGGUGCUUCGCGAUCGCAUCGUAUGGCUCGCAUUCGCGUAUGAGACUUUGGAGUCCAGGUGAGAUUGCUCUUCGCGUUGCAGAAAAUUGCAGCAAUAGUUGCAAACAAAUUUGGUCAUCGCGAUCGCGGGAAGUCCCUCGCGAUCGCGUAGAAGGUUUUUGGAAGGCGGGUGUUUUGCCCUUCGCGUUCGCGGUUGAGGGUUUGCGUUCGCAGAAGGUAGUGAUCUGGUGCUUCGCGAUCGCAUCGUAUGGCUCGCGUUCGCGUAUGAGACUUUGGAGUCCAGGUGAGAUUGCUCUUCGCGUUCGCGUGUAUGGUCACGCGUUCGCAUAG